This is a messenger RNA of Aspergillus thermomutatus, 1134 nucleotides long. RefSeq lists its product as uncharacterized. The transcript has 3 exons. Bases 1 to 1134 code for a protein of 377 amino acids. The record is from RefSeq and is a predicted model, not a curated record. Lineage: Eukaryota; Fungi; Ascomycota; Eurotiomycetes; Eurotiales; Aspergillaceae.
AUGUCUGAGAACACAAAUCGGGACAUCUCAACGCUCGUCUCGCAGGAGCUCUCACAAACCUCCUACGAGUGCUCUUCUCUCACCCAGCUCAGUGGGGGAACGGCCAACUUCGUCUAUCGAGGUAUUCUCGCUAGGCCCCUCCAGGACGGGACGAAAACGAUUAUCAUCAAACACGGAGAGGACUAUGUUGCUUCCAAUCGAGACUUCAAGCUGACUACAGAUCGCUGCCUGUUCGAGGAGACAAUCCUGAAAGCCUUGAAUGACUUCCCCGCUACAACCGAGACGGACACCGACAGCAAUACCAGCUGCACAGUCAAGACCCCUCGUCUGUUUCAUUUUAACCAUGACACCAACACUCAGAUUCUCGAAGAUUUGCCCGGAGCGCUGGACCUAAAGUCUUUCAUGCUCUGUCCCGAAAACUCGCAGAAUGUCUCCCGCGAAAUGGCCGCGGCUAUCGGUCGUGCGUUGGGGAAGUGGCUGCUCUCUUUCCACACUUGGGUCUCGGAAGAGACUCAGAAAGACCUGGUCAAGACGAUGGAGAAGAAUGAGCCCAUGCGCGAUAUCAAGUUCACGGUCAACUAUGACAAUCUCGUUAAGAUGGUCGAUCGAUUCCCGACGUUUCUGAAAGAAAGCCAGCAUAUCUUCCACCAAGUCCGGGACAUGGCAGCGGCGGAGCUGGGCUGGAAAGAUGGGAAGGGGUUUGGGGUGAUUCACGGAGAUUUUUGGUCGGGAAAUGUUUUAAUUCCAAGUACCGCAUUGGAGCAGCAACAUGAUAUUCCUCUCUUCGUGACGGACUGGGAAUUAUGUCACUGGGGUUCCCGAGCUCUCGAUCUGGGCCAGAUGGUGGCUGAGCUCUACCAGCUCAAGCAUUUCAAGAACAUUGACGCAGGACUCUGGCUCAUUGAAGGACUGCUUGACGGGUACGGCCCGAUCGAUGAAGAUAUGACUUUCCGGAUCGCCAUCCAUAUCGGCGUUCACUUCAUUUGCUGGGGCAGUACCAUUCCUGGUUGGGGUACCAAUGAACAAGUUGAAGGGGUGGUCAAGAUUGGAAGAGAUCUUGUGGUCAAGGGCUGGCAGAAGGAUAGGAACUGGUUUGGGAGAGGUUGGCUGAAGUGCUUGUUCACUGUGGCUUAG